AUGCCUCCUGUAGGAAUUAUCAUCACUGUCACCGUUCUGGUGGCAGCCAGUAUAGCCGCCUAUGAGAAUCCUCAAGUACGAGCAUGGAUAGACCGGACAAGGCACAAGAUUGCCAUGGGCCUACACUCCCUCGGCGAUGAAAUUGGCCCGAGACCCCGUCCUCGACGUACUUCGACAGACGUCUCCAUGCAAGAGGAGAAGGGCGAAUUGGCCGAAGAGCGUCGACGCCAAGCGAUCGCCGACAUCAUGGAGCGUGGCCGGAUCAUGGAAGAGAGAAGGAAGAGAAGAAGGCUGGCUGACCAAGAUAAGGAAACACCGUCAAGCCCGACCUUUGAUACCCUCGUGGAUCAAGAUGGAAUUUUACUGCAGCCGGCACAAGAUCAACAGCCAGUCGCCGCAGCACACUCUUCCGGCGUUGAACCCUCAGCGCAGUCCGCCACUUUACGGCAGAGGCCCUCCCUUUCACAUCAAGAACAGCCCCCGGCCUCUAUACAUCAGUCAACAGACGCACCCUUUCCUGCAACCCUGCUCGAUGAGACUCAGCUCAACCCAUUCGAGUCAAGAUACGAGCGGGAGAUGCGUGAAGCAUGGAAUCUGCCCUUGCCUGAGCGACCGAUCCAACUCCUCUCCAGCCAUGCUUCAGAGAGCCUGAUUGAACUCACACCUACGACAGAAGGUGUGCCUGAUCCAGACUUUUCCAUUCCUUCCGCCGAUUACCUCCGCCGCCCAUUGGAACGAUCAGAGUAUUUUUCUGCUGCAGAUUCGAAUUCCACGCACACCCUUUCCGAACAUGAGUCGCAAGCAUCCUUUCCUGUUCAAAGCACAUAUCUAGACGCGCCCCGAAAUGCUGUCGCCAAUAGAUCCCCUCUAAACGCAACACCGCCAGCUUCCUCGACAUCCAGCAUUGCCGGCAGCGCAAGCAAUAUUCACGCCAGUGAGGCAGAAGACAGUUCUGAAGAUAUCCUCAGCGACUUUGCAGAUGGGAUACGCACUCCCUCAAGUGCGUGGACUGACGUCGACAGUACAGUCAGCGGGGAUUUCCAUUUGUAA
This is a messenger RNA of Fonsecaea multimorphosa CBS 102226, 1050 nucleotides long. RefSeq lists its product as uncharacterized. The transcript has a single exon. The coding region runs from base 1 to 1050 and encodes 349 amino acids. The record is from RefSeq and is a predicted model, not a curated record. Lineage: Eukaryota; Fungi; Ascomycota; Eurotiomycetes; Chaetothyriales; Herpotrichiellaceae.